This is a messenger RNA of Pseudogymnoascus destructans, 685 nucleotides long. RefSeq lists its product as uncharacterized. Bases 26 to 571 code for a protein of 181 amino acids. The transcript has 2 exons. Lineage: Eukaryota; Fungi; Ascomycota; Leotiomycetes; Thelebolales; Thelebolaceae. The record is from RefSeq and is a predicted model, not a curated record.
AACAACUCCCAAGUUUGUGGCCUGAAUGUCGAAAGAAAUGUCGACAGAGUCGUCAAACAACGAAAAGCUCUUUCAGGAGCUGGACUCUUAUAAUUGGGAGAAAGAUGCCGAAUUCCAGGCUGGCCUCGCCGCCAUCCUCGGCCCAAACCCAAGCCCCUCCCAGCUGAGAGACCUCACCAUCCGCGCCCGAACAUUCUACUACGCGCGCAAAACAAACCAGACAAUCGACUUCGACGCGUACAAGGCCUAUCUUGCCUCGCGAUCCCCCGAAGAGUUCCCGGCGCCAAACACGAGCGACGCUGGGGAGUCGACCCCGCUUCCACAAGCCAGCCCCAAUCCCACUUUCCCAACAUCCUUCGCGGACAUUGUUGCCCUCAUCAAUAGUGGUGCUCCAAUACCUGGCAUCAUGGACAUCCCACCUACAGUGCUCGCUGACAAGGCGACGCAGCCGGCGGCUUCGAGGCGAAAGAAGCCAUGGGAGACACAGGAGGAGCCCAUAAUACCAGAGGGCGAAGGGACGUUUGGCAGCGAUAGGGACCGCAUUAUACCACAGGAAGAAGUAAGCCCUUAAUGGGAAUUAAGCUACGAGGCAGUAUAGUUAUAGAAUUAUAUAGUUGUAGAUAAAGUAGCAGGUGAAGUAGGGAUGAAAUGGUAGAUGAAGUGGCAUAACUGCUACUAGAUGGCA